Molecule: messenger RNA, 2785 nt
Organism: Dalotia coriaria
Lineage: Eukaryota; Metazoa; Arthropoda; Insecta; Coleoptera; Staphylinidae
Gene: TAF1B
Product: TATA box-binding protein-associated factor RNA polymerase I subunit B
Exons: 2
Coding region: 132-2441 (769 amino acids)
Biological process (GO): RNA polymerase I preinitiation complex assembly; nucleolar large rRNA transcription by RNA polymerase I
Cellular component (GO): RNA polymerase I core factor complex; RNA polymerase transcription factor SL1 complex
Molecular function (GO): RNA polymerase I core promoter sequence-specific DNA binding
Source: RefSeq, a predicted model, not a curated record
AGAUAGACAGUUGUAACAUGUCUAAACAAGUUCGAAAUUUUUGAAUCUCUAACCGAACCUAGAAAUGUUCCAUUCAUACUUUCUCGCGCUAGUGUGGUGCUGUUUGUUUCCUUGAUAAGUUCUUGAUCAACAUGGAUGGAAUAACAUGCGUUACUUGUGGCGGUGCGGAGUUCUUCUUGUCUGCCGGUUUUUACUUUUGCUCGGAGUGCCAAACACAAGCAGCUGGUUUGCAAGAACAAGAUUUCGAACAACCAGACGAAACGAUUGUCGUGUCUACAGCCAAGAAAAUUAAAUCUUCCAGUUCGGACAAGACUCCCAAAGCUGAUCAAAUCACCAGCUGGGAGUGCUACAAUUACAUUCUCUUAGGAUUGGUGAACGAAUUGAUCGAAUUAGGUGCACACAAGAAUCUCAAACCAAUUGUGCAAACUAUUUGGUUCACAUAUUUGAAAAAAAUUGAAGUGAUACACGUGAAUGUGAAUCAACCGCCCAAUCUGCCUGCAUUUAACCACAAGCAUGAUGCGAAAAUCAUUUUCGGACGCUGCCGUAAGAAGAAAACAUAUAAGAGGAAAAGAACGCUCAGCUGUUCAUCAGCUGGAAGUGUUUCCAAUUCAGAAUCUACUGUAUCCAGGAGGGAACAGAAUAGAUUGAAGCGUUUGAUGGCAAAAGCAAUCUAUGAUAGCCAACAGAGCCAGCACUCGACUCAGAAUUCCGAAUCAUCACUUUUAAAUCACUCUCUUGGAAGUCUAAAAAGCAACACGUCUGAUUCUCAAAAAGAAAACUUUCUCAACUUCAGUAGUUACGCUAAAUCCGAGUUACAAAACCACAUGACCAAGACGCAUCUCCAGGAACACAUCGAAGACGUUGAUGUGGCGUUAAAUUGCCACAAUUUAUCGUACCGAAACAUUACUUGUUCCUACAAGAAGACUCCAACUGUCAUGACACAGACGAAAUUGUAUGCCAUUUUGUACUUGGCACUGCUUAUCAACAAAGACGAAAUUCAUCUUGGCGACAUGAUACGAUUCAUGAAUGAAGGUAGCCUCAGUUAUAACUAUUAUCAACACUUUUUUCCUGAAGACAUCGACUCACAAACCAGUUUUCUCAACUCGUUUAAAAUUAGUAGAGUCUACAAACACGAUACUUACCGUGCGGAAAGUGGCAAAUUGGCGGCUUUUCUAGAUUUGAACGACGACAUUCCCAUACCUAACAUGGUGAAUUUAAUUAAGAGAUAUUGCAAGGAAAUGAACUUGCCGAAUGAGAUAUGUAGUGCUUGUUUAAAUUUUCUUGCUUUCACACAGCCCAAUAUGAAAAUUAUAAAUAAUAUCAUUCCGAAUUACGAAGGUAAGGCAAUGUGUGUGAUUAUCUUCGUAUUGAAACUUUUAUUUGGCUUGGAUGAUGUCACUGAGUUGCAUUUAUCUUCAUUUGCUGAUAAAAUCAACGAGGGCGAAGUACCACAAGAUAACAAGCAUGCUGAUCGUGCUGAAAUGUUUAGUUUUAUGGAUUGGUUGAAGACGAUUUUAUAUCGACGACAUGUACUAUCAAAGCAUCACUUUCCUACUGGGUUUGUUGACAAGGUCUUCUCAACACAAGUUUACAUAGAUUUUAUUAAUGCGUAUUACCAUAAGUAUGACAUACAAAGACAAGAAGAUCACGAUUACGAUAACGUCGAAAAAGUAGUCGGUAAAGAUGUGGAUUUAAAACGCCAAACCUUGAUUUUUACUCCAUCUCUGACCCCGCUUUAUGAUAAUCUCAAAGUGUUGUUAAAUAGUGGUGAAUUGAAUAAUUAUCAGCGUGAAGUUGUACUUCGUAAUUAUGAGUACGCAACCAUUCAUCAUCUGAAAGAGCCAAAGGAAUAUUUCACGCGUGACACGGAGAUUAUAAACAAAGGUGCUAAUAAUGAUAUAAAACUUUCACCGAUUUUUGCUACGCAGAAUAUAUACCUUAAUGGAAGAAAUACAAUUAGUUGUAAAGUAUCAAAAGGCAAAACGCACGUACCGAAUGUGAAUGCUGUUGAAGAUGAACUGGACACGCAGUUGAGGUUGAACUUUUUCGAUCGAAUUUAUGCGGAUAACUUGGAUGCGUCUUUGAAUAGAUCUUUUAAUGAGUGUGGCUUGGCCGCUCAAGUAUACAAUAAGCAUUAUAGGCCUGACAGGCGUUAUUGGUUGCGAUUGGGCGUGAAUAUUUUCAACAUGCGAAUCGAUGAGUUUGAAAAAUUCUGGUGUGAUUUUCCGUAUCAUUUUCGGUUGUUGGUAGGUGAAUGCGCUAAAAUUACUAGUCAGGGUGUAAAGGAUUUAAUGGUGGAAUUUAAUUACUUUGAUUGUUAUGUUUGUUAUGAACAUUUGUUUGACGAAGAUGGAAAGAUGAAGAAAUCGAAGAGUGCAAAAAAUAGUCAUUUGAAUGUUUCAUUAAUUAGGCUUGUUAAAAUAGCGAAGCAACAUUGGUGAGCAGCGUGAAUACGAACCAUAUUUAUUUCGUAAUUAUAAAUUUUAAGGCAUUGUGCGUUGAUGUUUAAUGUUACAAUUGAGUUUUUCUCAAGUUUGCGAUUUCAAUUUUACUAAUAUUUAGAAAACAAAAUUUAAAAAAAAUAUUUGUAAUAUUUGUAAUGAUCUCAUAGGAUUAUUUCAGUCUUUUUCCUCACAACAGCAUUUUGCGUUUCCGUCGUAUGAUAUUAAGGUGGGUGACGCAUAGUUUGCGAUAACGUGCGCUCAUUGCCGCUUAAUGCUGCGCAGAGCUCAGCCAGAGCCUCGUGUGAAGUUGAUCAGUUCACAUCAACUGGAAAUAAGUACAC